Molecule: messenger RNA, 4967 nt
Organism: Dermacentor andersoni
Lineage: Eukaryota; Metazoa; Arthropoda; Arachnida; Ixodida; Ixodidae
Product: vitellogenin-6-like
Biological process (GO): lipid transport
Molecular function (GO): lipid carrier activity
Source: RefSeq, a predicted model, not a curated record
AUGACAGUGCUAUGGAUAUUGCUCCUGGCUGCCGCAGUCUCCGGCUUCGAAGUCGGCAGGGAGUAUGUGUACGAGUACAACGGAACGAUGUACAUUCUAAACCCUGAGCAGCGGCAUCAGUUGACUGGUCUUGGAUUCCGAAGCAAGGUCAUCAUGCAGCCUAAGCCCGAUCACAUGCACUUCAAGAUUGUGAACUUCGAAACGGACACGUUCAACUCGGAUGAGAUCGACCUGUCUAAUCACGAGUUCCAGUACGCGUCAAACAAUCACCUCCUCGGUGCUCUCGAACAAGGUUUUGCCGCCAAGUUCGACGAAGGGAAGAUCGAGGAGAUCGAGAUCGGCAAGAGCGAACCACUGUGGGUUAGAAACGUGAAGAAGGGCGUGCUGUCCCUCUUCCAACUGGACCUCGUCAAGGGACGUCACGACCGCCGCGAUGACAAGGAGUACCACGUCAAAGAGGAUGGCCUCCACGGCCCUUGCGAGACGAUGUACGUCGUUCGCGAAGAAGAAGAGCACGACUACCUUGAGGUGACCAAGGUUAAGAACCUGGAGAAGUGCGACCACCCCAGCUUUGCCGUCAUAGGCCGGGAGGUGGCGAAGAAGUGCGUCAUGCGCGAAGUGCAGGGGGAAAUGCACCCGUACUCCUCCACAUCAGAGGUGUAUUACGAACUCAAGGGAACCGCGCAGAAUUACGUGAUCGUGCACGCCUGGGCCGAGUCUGGAUACCUGUUCAAGCUUCACGGCGAGGGCAAGAAGAUUCACGUGAAACUGAAUCGCACCCUGGACCUUCUGCAAGAGCACGACGCCACCACGGAGACCACGCUCGCCGAGGACGUCGAGAAGGAGCGCUCUCUGGUCCAGGAAUUCGCCACGACUGGCGACCUAAAGACCCACGACGAGCUCAAGAACCCCAAUGCUCUUUUUAAGAACUACGAGCUUCACGCCAACAAGGAAAAAUUUGCGGAAGGCUUGAACAAGCUGGCGGAACUGGAGUAUACGGACGAUGAUAUCAAGGAGAUCGACAACAAAGCAAGCGGAAGCCAGUUGUUCAUCACCCUGUUCCGCUCUUUCAGCAGCUUCGACUACGACGAAAUCAACGAUAUAUACCAGCACCACGUGCGCUCUGCCCAUGAGGAACUCCAGGUUAGCAUCCUUCACACAUUCUUGGAUCUCCUCGCUGCCGUCGGCAUGAACCCUCACGUCACCUUUGGACUGACCCUGAUCAAGAAUAACGAGCUGACCCCACUGGACACCCAGCGAUUUUACGAGAAACUCCACCUGAGCCUGAAGGAAGUCAGCACCGCAAUGAUACACGAAAUCGCCGACUCGUGCAAAUCGGAGGCCGUCAAGAGCAACCGAGGAGCUUGGAGUGCCUGCAAAUUGGCCGCCAGCGCAGUCGCAGGGGGCCAGGGAUGCAAGCACGCACGCGAUGACCACGGGGAGGACCACGGCACCUGCAGCCCCGAGAUCGUCUCACGGAUCUUCAACUACUCCGUGACGCCGGCAGACACACACAACGAGACCGAUUUCGAGAGCACCGUCUUUAUGCGUGUGGCCCGCAACCUGGGCACGCGGAAAGCAAUGCGCUACCUGGGGCGUUUCAUCGCUCCCAAGUGGCACGCGAGCGGGCCCAAGAGGACGGCUGCCCUCUUUGCGCUGAAGCAGGCCUCCAAGUUACACCCUGCACUGGCUCGCUCUAUCGUCUUGCCCGUGUUCUACAACACGAGUGAGCCGAGCGCGAUCCGUGUCGUCUCUUUCCUCGCAAUCUUGUUCAGUGGCCCAGACCUCUACCUACUGCGUCACAUUGCUCGAGAAAUGGUCACGGAGCCCAGCGACCAAUUGGUGGCGUUCGUGUCGAGUGCAUUCCGUUCCAUGGCCAACUCUAAGUACCCCUGUCAUCGAGAAGUUGCCCAGAAGAUGCGCUACGUGCUGCCAGAAUGGGACCACGACGCUAGGUUCAGGAGACCCAUAGACAAGGCUUCAUCUCACCUUAUCAUCUCCUCCACAUACAACCCCAAGUAUGACUACGGUAGCUUGACGGCCUCGGAGAUGAUCCGCUCGCACGACAGCUACCUGCCCAGGAACGCCUUCUUCAUACUGAGGGACUGCAAAUCCGGAUACAACUUUGAAACGCUCACCCUCGAGUUCGAGAGCUGGGGCAUGGACAAGCUCUUCAAUCACCUGCUGGGCCCGCAGCCCGCAUCCACGAAGAACCUCUGGAACUUCAUGGGGCGUCGUCGCAUCCCGCGUGAUGCAACGGCUAAAGAACGAAAGGAGAUCGAGGACUCUCUACGCAUCGCCGACCGAGAGUACGACCCGAUGUACGCCUACCUUACGCUCUCGAUCUUUGGAAAGACCGUCGAGAGUCUUAGCAUCGACGAGAGCAUCUUGGCCACACUGAAGGAAGAAGCUAAACCGGAGGAGGCAGUCCGGAAGCUGUUGGGCACCGAGGUCCGCAAGAAGUACUUUUACAUGACCGGAGACAUAUCGCUGCUCAUGCCAAGUGAGUUGGGCGUGCCGGUAAUCUUCGACUACAAGCAGGCUGAGUUUAUCUACGCAAAGCGAGAAAAGAUGGGUCUCACACACGGUGACAACGCAGAGCUCAACUUGGACAUCAAGCACCACUACCUAUACGACGUCGCGUCAAGCCAGAUGCUCAGCUUAGCACCAGAGUUCACCAAGCUGGCCCUAGGAACGGGCUACAGAGCGCGAACCGUCAUCUCCUGGCCGCUCGACCUCAAGGCGACUCUCGCACCGCUCGAGGGUAGGCUGAGCCUGCGCCGUCCUCUACAUCUGCCCUGGAACGUUAUCAACCACAGAUUCCAGCCCUUCACGUUCGCUAUACCAUACGAAAUCAACGCUAAUCCUGCACACGUGAUGGCCGAGUUUCCGAAGCUGGUGAAGCUUCUCUACCGACCUGAAGAGCUGACCGAGUUCGACCAGCACUACUUCGACGACACCUUUGGCGUCGGCCUGAACGUCAAGGGCCACUUGAUCAGCAAGGGCCUGCACCGGGCCGCGCGCGAAGUCUACCACGAGAUGUCAUUCCGGGAGCGCUUGUUCUACAUGGCCGUCAAUCCUCACUGGCACCCACGUGACAUCAAGAUCUACGCCCUCCCCGCUGCUAAAGACCCCACCAAGGAACUGGACAUCGACAUUUCGUACAAGUUCUUGGAGCCAGACGACGAACGGAACAGUCACUUCAACGUGCACGACCAAAUCGCCGAUGAUCCCGAGGUGCCUUCCACCCACGUCCUGAAACUCGACGUCAACUUCAAUGGUGACACCAAGCAGCGAAAGGUGGCCGCCGAGUUGCGGUACUCUUUCAAUCACGACCUCUUCAACCACAAGCUGCAGUUCUUCUACGACAGGACGCCGUUCAGCCACGCUGACACUGAAGGGCUGAAGAUCUGCCUGAACGCAUCGGCGAAAUUUCCCAAGCCCGACUGGAGCGUAACUAACAUGGCUACGUUCUACGCGGGCCACCACAUCGACGCCCACCUUGACGUCCACUAUGGAAGCACCUGCGAAGCUGGCUCGAGUAUCACGAUUGACGGCAAGUUCACACACACCGACGAGGACGAGCAGCAGUUGGCAGCCGCGGCAGAAGGCAAGGCAGUCGGCAGGAACAGGUUCAGCAGCACAUUCCUCCACUGGCUCGCAAACAAAUGUCACCAACAUCAAGAGAAGGGCAUCCAGUUCAGCCACUACUGCUACAGACUGCUCCGUUACCCCAGUCGCCUCGGCAAAUUCACCGCAGACGUAGAGUGGAAGAACUACAAGCCCCUGCUGAGCCGCUUGUCACCGUACUACGCGAAACGCUACGCGCACAAACCCUGGAAAGCCGGCUUCCUGGGUGUGGUUCGCUCGUACUUCACGAGUGACCAUGGCAAGCUCCACGUCGUCUCUCAAGUUCCAUGGUGGAGAGUCGAUGAGAAGCCAUACACCAACAUGAUCGUCACGACCGAGGACGGCCACCACCACGAACACUGGGAGGUGCCCACAUUUAGCAAGAUCCUCGAGCCGAGGAUCUUCUCGAUAACCGGUUACUCGAACGCCGCGGAGUACUCCACGCUCUCCAGACACAAGUACUGUGACCUGCAGUAUCUGAGCGUGCGCACUUUUGACGGCGCCGUGGUCCAACUGCCGGAGACGGACUGCUACAAAGUGGUCGCCCGCGACUGUUCGCCUAACAAGAGAUUCCUGGUCCUGGUCCGUGCCACGAACAACCCUUCUCUCAGCAAGGCACUGAAGGUGUUCAUCCACACGACCAUGAUUGAGAUCUUGCCAUUGGGUGAUCAAUCCGGUCUGGCGGUGCGCGUAGACGGCACCAAAGUAGACAUCACGCCAGAGCAACCCUACAGCCACACCUCUCAUGACGCUGAGCUGUUCAGGAUCAAGAAGGAGGCCACAAAAUGGUACAAGCUGGACUCCGAGCCUUACGGCCUCCAUGUGGGAUUCGACGGAAACUUGCUCGCGGUCGAGGCUGCACCAUUCUACCGUGGAAAGCUGUGCGGCCUGUGCGGUAACUACAACCUGGACAAGAACCACGAGCUGUCCGGACCCGACGGCCACCUGUACAGCAACACGCUCGAGUUCGCCAGGAGCUACGUUGUGCCCAGCGCGGACUGCCACCCACCUGCACACUAGCUGUCCUUGGCAGUGGACUCUCUUAUCGACCAUCACAUCAUUACAACGAACAUAUUUUUGGCAAACUGUUACGAUUAAAAAGAGGGUAGCCAGACUGGAAAGAAGUGACGGCGUCUAGCUUUCCCUGAUCGCUACCCCCCCCCCCCCCCCCAAUCGCAGAAAGAUCUCAAAUUUUAAUCUUUCACAAAACUGCAAGCUCUUCAUAUCUUUUUAUCAAUUGCUUUAAAAAAGCCAAUAUAAGCCAAUAGCACAAAGCACAAGUUCUUCAUCUUCCGUGUAUAUGACAAAAGAAUUCAAAUAAAGAAAAAUGUGAUAAA